AUGUCUGAUUGUCCAUCGCUAGCAGGAUCACUAUCUUCGGAUGAGUUACAUUCCUCCACGUCGUUGGAGACGCGGCAGGUCUCUGAGAAAUCGAACAGGGCACCCAUCGCACAUUUAGACGAUGACGUACAGUCAUCGGGGAAAUCUAUACACCCGUCGAGAACGAUAUCAAACCAGCUCGAUGAACAGGAUGUUAUGGACAUGAUACCAUACUCUCGGUUUGGUACAAAAUCGAAGCUGGGACUUGUCGUGCAGUGUGCAUUCACUGGGUUUUUCUCCAGUAUCGCAGGCGCCAUUUACUACCCUGUACUGAGUGUCAUUGAAAAUAAGUUCCACAUCAAUGAGGAACAAGUCAACAUGACGGUGGUCGUAUAUUUCAUCUUUCAAGGAUUGUCACCAACGCUCAUGGGUGGGCUCGCAGACUCUCUUGGGAGACGUCCCGUGAUAUUGUGCUCCGUUAUCAUAUACUUCUGCGCCUGUAUAGGCCUCGCGUGUUCCAACAACUAUGCACAGGUGAUUGCACUGCGUUGCCUGCAGGCAGCAGGGAUCUCCCCCGUGAUUGCGAUCAAUUCCGGGAUGAUGGGGGAUGUCACGACCAAGGCCGAACGUGGUGGGUACGUCGGGUACGUGUCUGGGUUUCAAGUAGUGGGUACCGCGACAGGGGCCGUGUUCGGUGCCCUGCUGUCAUCCCGUUGGGGUUGGAGAUCCAUAUUUUGGUUCCUAGCCAUUGGGUCUGGUGCAUGCAGUAUAGUGUCUUUGUUGUUGCUUCCCGAAACGAAACGGACUAUUGUUGGGAAUGGGUCUGUAACACCGAAGAGCAUCUACAAUUACUCGCCGAUACUGAGAUUACCGCCAGUCAGGAAACAACUUCACCUGGACAACCCCGAUUAUGAAACGCUAGAGGCUCAUGUGAGAGUAAGCCUAUGGGCUCCCCUCUCUGUGAUGAAGAUCCCUGAGAUAUCCGUGCUGUUGUUUGUCGCUGGUCUGCAAUACGCAGUCAUGUGUACUCACCAGACCGCGCUAACUACUGCACUGAGUAAAGAUUACCACAUGGAGGUCAUCUACAUUGGUGUGUGCUUCCUUCCCUCGGGGCUCUGCACCAUGGUAAGCGUGAUACUGUCCGGCCGUUACUUGAACUGGACGUACAGGAGGAGAAUGGCGAAGCAUCAAAUGUGGCUGAAGGAACAGGAAGAGUUGUUGAUCGCAGAGCACCACGAUGUAGCGAAAGUGCAUGACAUACUGGCCAACGAUCCACAGUAUACUUUCAACAUAUACAGGGCACGUCUGGAACCGGCACUGUUCACGCUUGUGUUGAGUUCCUCCGGGUUCAUAUGUUUUGGGUGGUGCAUAUCCGUUAAGGCCCCUCUAGCUGCCGUCUUGGUGAUGAGCGGGUUUGCGUCACUAUUCUCGAACUGUAUCCUCACGAUGUCCAUGACUCUGAUCGUCGACCUGUUCCCCUCUAUCUCAUCAACCGCCACAGGGUGUCUAAAUUUUGUCAGAUGCUCCCUUGCGGCUAUACUAAUCGCGUGCCUGAACAAGAUGUCGAACAAGAUGAAAUGGGGCGGCGUAUUCACGCUUCUGGGCUGCCUGACUGGGUGUAGUUCCUUCCUACUGCUGACACUAGUCAAGAACGGCAAAACGCUUGCCCUGAAGAGCAGACGCAAGAACGAGAGAGAGGCAGCGAAAAACGCUGCAUCCAAGAACGACACCAAAGUGUAG
Messenger RNA from Huiozyma naganishii CBS 8797, 1719 nucleotides. RefSeq names its product MFS transporter. Gene Ontology annotation, biological process: transmembrane transport. The transcript has a single exon. Gene Ontology annotation, cellular component: membrane. Lineage: Eukaryota; Fungi; Ascomycota; Saccharomycetes; Saccharomycetales; Saccharomycetaceae. The record is from RefSeq and is a predicted model, not a curated record. The coding region runs from base 1 to 1719 and encodes 572 amino acids. Gene Ontology annotation, molecular function: transmembrane transporter activity.